AGUGCGGAAAACGUAUUGCCCACAGCAAUGGAACUGUUGUCGUUCGAGAAUCCCUAUCGGCUUGCCGAUGAACAGAAUAUAUUGGAAAUGCUACAGGUGGCCACCGAAAUCGACCAUACUUUCACCUACGCCGAGAGGAACAGCGAAUUUUGUUUCGAACCAAAUGAUCCGACGCUGAAGGGACGAAGCAUCGUAUUUGCUGACAUAGGUCCACUGAUUACAGUUACGGAAAGAUAUAACGGCAUCGAUCAAAGUCGUGAAGAGUGGAUCAAGACGGAUUGGAACCAGUUUCUGUGGGCUAUCCGAGGUAAAUGUACGUUUGUCGGCUGUUUCAAUAAUUUACAGAAUAAUAUGCUUUUUUAG
Gongylonema pulchrum is the source of this 363-nucleotide messenger RNA. NCBI's taxonomy places the organism in Eukaryota, Metazoa, Nematoda, Chromadorea, Rhabditida, Gongylonematidae. The record is from the annotation of a GenBank genome assembly.